AUGUCCACCGACACUCCCCAGUCCGGGCCGGGUCAGCGCACGGCUCAGGAUCUGGUGAAGGAGAUUGCGAAAGAGCGCGGGUAUCUUGGCGAAGAGCAGCUUGCGCGGAUUGGAGAGAUCAACCCUGAGCUUAGGCGCGAGGUGGAAGAAGCUCUUCUUCGGAAGGAUGAGAUGAUAGGCUCGGCUGUCUUGACGCUAGCACGAAACCUUUACACCAGUAAUGCCCGAUUUGUCUUUGAGUUGCUCCAGAAUGCAGACGACAAUAACUACAGCAAUGCUCUCUCUACAGGGCAAAAUCCAUAUGUGUCUUUUGAAGUUCGGCCAGAUAAGGUGUCGAUUGAGUGCAACGAGAAUGGCUUCACACAUGAGAACCUCAAGGCUAUUUGCGCAAUCGGCAAGAGCUCCAAAGUCGGGGCAGCAGGGUACAUUGGUGAGAAGGGCAUUGGCUUCAAGUCUGUGUUCAUGGCAGCUUGGAAGGUUCACAUCCAGUCAAACGACUUUUCGUUCUCGUUUACGCAUCGCAAGGGGGACUCCGGCCUCGGCAUGGUUACACCUGUAUGGGAAGAUGCAGAUGAGUCACUGAGAGGCUCUUCGACUCGCAUUACGUUGUUUCUGCAUACGAGAGAUGAUCCUGAAGAGGACGGGAGGCAGCGCGAGACGAUCCGACUUCAGUUCCAAGACUUGCAGCAUACGAUUUUACUUUUCCUUCGCAAAUUACGAAAGGUGCAGGUCUCAUUCUUUGAUGAGGAUGACACUCGGACAUCGAGUACGACAUACUCUCUUCAGGGGAGUAACCCAGUUACAGUGAAGAAGGAGACUUUUGAGGGUGUGGAGGAGAGGCAGUAUCAUGUUACGAAGCAUGUUGCGAAGGAUAUUCCAAAGAGCGAGAACAGAACAUACUCCGAUGAGCAGGAUCGCGCCGACUCGUCUACGGAGGUUGUGCUGGCAUUCCCGUUAUCGGAGUCAGGCACUCCAAUCGUCGAGAACCAAGAUGUCUUCGCGUUUCUCCCAAUGCGGCCGAUGGGGUUCAAGUUCCUCAUACAUACUGAUUUCGUCACCGAAGCCAGUCGGCAAGGCAUAGUUACUGGGUCCCUCCGAAACCUCGGUCUCUUGAGUGGCAUCUCAGACUGUUUCAUCAAAGCCAUCGAGGAGUUCUGUCAGCACCCGAUACUCCAAUACCAAUGGAUGCGUUGGCUACCCCAAAGAGACUCUUAUCCUUGGGACAGCUUCUGGUCAGGUCUCCUCGACAGGAUAGAAGUGCGCAUACAAGAAGUUAGAGUGCUUCGGACGCUUGGCACUGGGAGGUUGGAUUACAUUCACAAGCUUUGCCGUCUUCAGCCGUGGUUGCGAGAUAAGAACGGUGAUCCCCUUUUCACUGAUCUUGACGAGGAGAUUUAUCUUGCGAAGGAGUAUUCUCGUGAUGAUCUGAAGCUGUUGGAGCCGUAUGGGCUGCAAAGUAUGUCGCCUUCGGAUGCCAUCACUCGUGUUGAGAAGGACCUCGAAAAGAACACCGAAGAUUCAAGGAUGAAGAGUCCCGCUACGGAUAACGAAUGGCACUCACUUGCAGCACGAGCGCUCAUCUUGUUGAAGAACACCGCGACAGUAGGUCCCGCCCAGGACCGCCUCAAGCAACUUCGAUUCAUUCCCCUCGAGAAUGGGACCUGGGUUUCUUCAAGCAGAGGGCCACUUUACUAUUCGCAUGCAUCGGGCAGCCUCGCAAUCCCCGAUGACCUCGAUUUGAGCCUGGUCGACUCGGAAGCAGCCAGCAACCCUGAUCGGCGUGCUUUGUUUGACAAGUUUGGCGUCAUUGAAGCUCUUGUGAAGGAUGUGCGAGCAUUAAUCCUAGAGAAGCCAAUCAAGAAGGUUGCUGAUGAGAUCGCACUCGCAGCAUCCAUCGCCCACCUGAAGUUCUUGUACCUUUCCGAGGUACUACUCGAGGAGAACGAGGAUCAAGCGAAGUUACGUGGCUAUCAUAUUUAUGACCAGAACAUGAGAGCACGGCUACCAACUAAAAACAAUGUUUAUCUCACAACAGACGACGAGUAUGGCCCCAGUGAAUUAUUCAAACCUCAAGGAGAUGCACCGGGCUUUGCAGCGCCUUUCCUCCAUCACGACUACGUCCAGGAAAAGCCAACUACACCAGCAGGUUACUCGUGGGGAUGGGAUGAAUGGCUCCAGUUACGCCUCAAACUUCUACGACAACUUCGGCUUACCCAGAAAGGCCCAGACCGGAAAUUAGACCUAUCUUCCGCCUUUCGCUAUAUCGAGCAGCACCGACCAGAAUGUAUCUUGGGGGCGCUCCAGCGAGUCUGGGAUGUUGAGAGAACAAAGGUCAUGGCAUCUGCUGAUAUCAGAAAAGAGUUACGUCAAGUCGCGGUCGUGUGCAAAGGAGGAGAUGAGUUUUCUCUGCCCGAGCCACUGUCAACUACUUACCUACCUCUGCCCGAGCUUGAAGGGAAGCAUUCGCGCUACGCCGAGGAUGAAGGUUUUGUGUUCCUGGAUUUGGGUGAAUCGAUCACUUCGAGCACGUAUCGUGCGAAAUGGGGUUUCUUAGUAGAUGAUCUUGGGGUUGGGUGUACUGAUGACCUUCAGUUCUACCUGGCUAUUCUGAGAACUAUCCGCUACGGUAAUGCUGCUGCUGGAGUACGUCGGAAUACCAGAGUGUUAGAUCUCUACGAAGUCAUUCAUGCCCGCUGUCGGGAAGCUGAUAGCUUCCUCGACGCACAGGCGGAAGCAAGGCAAGCAAUCAAUGACGGAAACCUCAUAUACGUACCCGCACACGAUUCGAGCCCAGCGACAUGGACAUCAUCCGAAAAAUGUUUGUGGAACGCCCGAGAAGACAUGCAGACGGCAUACCCUCUCGCCCAUCUCUACCGAACCGUUUUUCAUCGAUCAGAGGAGGAUCUCGAUGUCUUGCGACAAUUCUUCAAAACAGCACUCGGAGUCAAAGACUGUUCGUGGCAAGAUUAUCUGAAUGAGAUACGGAGAUUGAAGGACUUGAAGAGUGAGGACUUUGACAGGGUUAAUGACCUGUACACUUCAUUGGACUCCGAGAGGUUUUGCAUGAUGGAGGUUGAUGCUACAAAGCUUAAGAAAACUUUCGCUCAAGAGCCAUUGAUCUACUUCAAUGUCGGCAACGUAAGCCGCUGGUACACAGUUGACGAAUGCCUGUGGUCGAGUGCUACACAAAUCCGAGGCAGAGUAGCACUCAAUGACCUAUACCCCGAUCUGGAAGAUUUCUUCGUCAGUUUCCUUUGUGUACAAGAGCUCACGCUAGACAUGGCCUACGACGAACUCAAGGAGAUGGGUAGUAGAGUGCCACCGCCAUCAAUCGCUGCUGUCAAGGAAACCAUCUGGGCGCUCAAUUCUCUACUUGGCACGACAGCUGAUCCACCAGAUAAAGAACCUAUCUUUCGAGGAACAGUCUUUCCUGUGAGGUACCCAAACAAGUCAGUGAAAUUGCAGUCUGGCAGGACACAAUUCGCUAUUGCCGACCGAAAGGCUCUGGGUGAUAUCUUCGCUCCUCAAGCCAAGAUGCUUGACUUUACUUUGGAUGAAGUUCGUCGUUUACGGCCAUUUCUUUCAUGGCUCGACCUCGAGUCUCGAUAUUUGUCUACUUCUGUGCGGGAGAUCUCUACUGUGGCGGGUGGACGAAUGGACGAGCUGCAGUACCCGGACAGGGCGAUCAGACGGAAGGCAGCUGGACUGUUCCGAAUCGCGGUGCAUUUCAACAGUCCUCGGACCUCAGAAGACAGCUCAGAUCUUUACUGGACCCUCAUGUGUGCAGAGGUCUACGAAACGGAUGGCAUCUCCUCUGAACUCCAUUUGUCACAGGAUGGCCAUGGUCUGGUGCAUGUACAAGAUAGGAGUGAACUUCACAUACGAGAAGACGACAGCGGCCUCAAGAUUUACGUACCACGUGAUCCCAAAACACAAGGAUUCUGCUACUUUUCGACUCUUCCAAGACGUUUCCUGGAAUGGAUGAUGACAGACCCUGCUACUCUCCAAGUCAAGCAUGCUGGCUCCAAAGCCGUCCAGAUCGUGAGUGCAGUCUUGAAUGCACCUCUCAUCAACAUGACGCAGAUUCUGGAGGCGGAGGGUGUUGUCGAGGUGGACAUUCCUCAAGGCUGGUGUCGCCAAGCGACCGAGGAGGAGGUUGGAGGAGAGCAUUCCGAUGUCAAAGACGGGGAAGUAUAUGAUGCGACUGUUUAUCAUGAAGCGCUGGAGGUACACGAUGAGACUGUUUCUCACGAAGCGGAUGAAGACCCCAUUGCUCGAUUUCUGGCACAGCCAGAGAUUCAUGAAGACGAUAUUUCAAGCGACGAAGACUCUAUGCUUCAAACAUUCGACAAUCUGAGAUCUCCCCCGAGACUAUCUGACCUCCCUGUUCGGCAGCGAAGUCCAGCGACUUCAAACUCUUCAGUCACUGGGAGACGACUGUUCACCCCAACUUCGUCCACGGCUGAAUACUUCCGCCAAAAUAGGCGAACAUCAUCAAAUGUUCAUCGGAACACAGGCAGACAUGAGUCUUUACAAUCGACUCCAAGGUCAGCAAGUCAGCCAGCAUUUAUCUUUGGCUCUUCCCCUACGGCACAGCCCAGUUCAGCGUUUCUGUUUCAGAGUUUUGGCGAAGCAUCACAACAUCCUACCAUCGAAAAUGAAGAAGAAUACCUGAGGCUGGUCAACAAUGUCAUUUCUGCGGCAAACACUUCGGCACUACCCAGUAAAGGUGCUUAUGAUAUGUCGGGACUCUUUGGUGCGUUGCCAGAAGUGGAUGAAGAAGAUGUUGAGCUAUCGCGACAGUUCCGAUCGCAUGGUCUUCCUGAACGAGACAUGCGAAUUGGAGCUCUCGGUGAACUAUUCGUCUUUGAACUUCUUCGCAAUAUGGAUCCCCCACUACCUCGCUUCAGCCGCGACAACUGGCAAAGCCAAAUGAGAAAGUUCAUCACCAUCCAUCCCGACUACUCAGACAUGCUCCCGUGGACCGCCCAAGAGACCGCCGAUAUUGUAUACUAUGACAGAAAGCGGGUAUUGACGAAUCACCUGGCGGACAAAGGGUAUCUCGACAAAACAGCCUGGCAGAACAAAAAGCCAUUGUUCUUGAUUGAGGUCAAGUCUACGACGGGACAUAGCCGAACACCGUUUUAUAUGAGUAAGCGGCAGUAUCAAAGGUUUUCGUUCAGUGCUUUUUUUUUAAGGAGUUAA
Messenger RNA from Fusarium musae, 5205 nucleotides. RefSeq lists its product as uncharacterized. The coding region runs from base 1 to 5205 and encodes 1734 amino acids. The record is from RefSeq and is a predicted model, not a curated record. The transcript has 8 exons. Lineage: Eukaryota; Fungi; Ascomycota; Sordariomycetes; Hypocreales; Nectriaceae.